Hydractinia symbiolongicarpus is the source of this 3508-nucleotide messenger RNA. RefSeq names its product patched domain-containing protein 3-like. The record is from RefSeq and is a predicted model, not a curated record. Gene Ontology annotation, cellular component: membrane. The transcript has 22 exons. NCBI's taxonomy places the organism in Eukaryota, Metazoa, Cnidaria, Hydrozoa, Anthoathecata, Hydractiniidae. The coding region runs from base 156 to 2960 and encodes 934 amino acids.
AAGAAAAAAUUAAUUAUUAAUCAUAAAGUUUUGUGAAUUUUAAAUGUUAUUCUCUUCAAGUUAUUGCAUGUAAAUGAAGGAAUUAUGUAGAAAAGAGGAGAUCUUACUUUUAAAAAUUUUAGUUUUCUUAUAAUCAUCAGGUAUAAAAAGCUUCAAUGCCUCCUCAAGGACUGAAUGAUCAAGACAUGGCUGCAAAUUCUGUCAGAGAUAUGCAGGUUGCAGAUGAUAACGAAACAGUGGAUAGUCCUGGUUGCUGUAAGCGAUGUACUGACAGAAUCAUACUGGCAUUAGAAGGAUGGUUUGCAAAAUUAGGCUAUUUUGUCGCAUCUUAUCCUGUUCCAACGAUUGUGAUAGCCGUGAUUGUUUCCUUGACUUGUCUUGCUGGCCUAGUGGAAUAUUAUGCCGAGAAUCGAGGGGAAAAAUUAUGGGUAGCUGCAGAUUCUCAAGGGCUAAAGCAUCAGGAAUGGGUUGAGGAUAGAUAUCCACCACAGUUUCGUGUUGUUACAAUUAUUGUAGAAGAUUCAAAUGUUUUAACAACUGCAACCUUCAAAGCACUUAUUGAAGUUGAUCAAAAAAUAAAAAAGAUUGGUAAUGGUACAGAUAUAUCCUGGGACAAAAUGUGUUUACCGCCUUGCAUACCGAAUACAAUUCUGUCACUUUGGAAUUAUAAUUAUGCAAAGAUCAAGUCCUUGGAUCAAAAUGCCAUAUUGAAAGAUGUAAAUAACCCGAAGCCAGUAAAGUUUGGUGAUCCUGUUCCUCUUACGCUAUUACUUGGUGAAAUAUCUUAUGACAAUAAUAAAAAUAUCACUGGAGCAAAAGCAACCAAAAUGUCUUACUUUCUUAAAAAUCAGGAAGUGUUUGUCAAAAGUAAAGGCAGAAAGAUUGAUGAAAAAGGAGAAGAAUGGGAAACAGAGUUUGACAAUGUUUUUAAGAUCGAAAUACCAGGUGUAAAGAUAUAUAGAUAUUCAAUAACAGGAUUUCAAGAAGAUUCUAGGUCAAGUCUUGGCAAUGACUUGCAGUUUCUCUUCGUUGGCUACAUUCUCAUCAUUGUCUAUCUAGCUGUUAUGCUGGGUAGUUUUUCACGAAUCAAUCAUAAAGUUUGGCUGGCAUUUGCUGGAGUGAUUUGCAUCGGUUUGUCUAUCGGCAUUGCGUAUGGGCUAUCAAGUGCAUUCCAGCUUUUUGUCUCGCCUGUUCACAAUAUUCUGCCAUUCUUAUUGUUAGGCAUUGGUGUUGAUGAUGUGUUUGUUAUUGUGCAGAACUGGAAUAACUUUGGUGGUCCAGAAAACAAAGACAAUGCAAUACCAGAGAAUGUCGCAGUUGCUAUGCGUCAUGCUGGCGUAUCCAUUCUUGUGACGUCAUUUACUGACAUAUGUGCGUUUCUCAUUGGUGCUACCACCGUGCUUCCUGCGUUAAGAUCGUUUUGUAUCUUUGCUGGAAUAGGAGUAUUUGCAGUUUUUAUUCUGACUUGUACAUUCUUCGUUGCAUGGCUUGCAUUGGAUAGCAGAAGGCAAAGAGCCUUUCGCGAUGCUUGUCUUUGUUGUAUAACUAUUAGAGAUUCGUGGCAACCAUUGGAAUGUUCGAAGAGAAAUUACUUGCAAUCGUUCAUGGCGAAUACUUACUCGAAAGCCAUUUUAUCCGUGCCAGGAAUGGUCGUGUGCAUGACUAUAUUCGUGGGUUUGUUAGCAGGCGGUUGUUACGGUUUGUCAGAAUUAAAACAAGACUUUGAUUUCGACUGGUUUCUUCCACCAGACUCUCAAACUGUCGCUUAUAAUAAAGCUAUCGAUAAGUAUUUCUCAACAGAGGGUAUAAACACAAAUGUUUAUGUUGGAGAGGUGGAUUAUUUUGCAGAACAAUCGAAACUUGACGAGUUGUACAAUAAAAUCACCAAGGAUAAACAUAUCGUGUCUGAACUCACUUUAAGUUGGUACGAAAAUUAUAAACAGUUCUUGAAAACCGAAAUCAACUCGACGUUGUUGAAUGAGACUACUUCACUUCCAAAAUCUGAGGCGGAUUUUUACACAUACUUAUGGCGAUUUCUGGAUAGUCCCUCGGGACUUCGUUUUAAAGGUGACGUAAAGAAUAAUACCAAGACCGAAAAAAUUAUGACGACUCGUAUCCGUGCUACGCAUGUGAAAUUAGAAGGAGCCGCAAACGAAAUAAAAGCAAUGGAUAGCUUACAGGAGUCAGUCAAUGAAGUUGUUUUUAACAAUGGCUUUGAAACAUUUGCAUACACUCGUUUUUACAUAUCGUGGGAAACGAAUAAGAUCAUCAGUACAGAGUUGAUACGCAACUUAGCGUUAGCUGGAAUCAUCGUUUUUCUUGUCACUCUGUUUUUGAUUGCCAACUUAUGGGUGUCUUUACUUGUGGUCACAUGCGUCGUCUUCACCUUAAUUAACAUAGCUGGCUAUAUGCACUUUUGGGGAUUAACAGUUGAUACAGUGACCACGAUCCAACUCAUCCUUGCUAUUGGUCUUUCGGUGGAUUAUUCCGCUCAUAUUGGACAUGGUUUUAUGGCGAGUCGUGACGGUGAUCGCAAAGCUCGAGCAGCACACGCCUUAGAGGAGAUUGGUCCUGCAGUCGUCCACGGCGGAUUUAGUACAUUUCUAGCUUUUGUAUUUCUCGCUGGUUCCGAAUCGUACGUGUUCUCAACGUUUUUUAAGUUGUUCUUCCUGGUGGUCGUUUUUGGUAUGUUUCACGGCUUAGUCUAUCUGCCAAUCAUGCUUCGAUUAAUUGGACCAAAGCCUUACGCAAAAGUCAUUAGCCAUGAAAAAACACCUGUAGAGAUGAAGAGUGUUAAUCACGAGGAUAGAUUUUCACCAAUACCCGAUCCACACCACAAGCAGAACGGAAACGCAGAUAACAACCAGUUAAGCCCGCAAACAAUCUACGAUAAGGAAAAUAGCGAAAUAAAAAACGAGAAGAAUGGAUCAAUAAGUGUGGAUAACGAAGCAUAUGAAUGAUUAAUAACGAUUAAUGAACGAUUAAUAACGAUUAGUAAACGAUUAAUAACGAUUAAUGAACGAUGGACGUAUUCUGUUGUCUGGCGUAAUUUUUGUUUUUAACCUAAAAUCAUUUAGGAUACUACUGAAAUUUUUACAAAUCACUUGAAAUGUUUUUUUAGGUAAACAUUGAAACGUUGUGAAGGUAAAUUUCUGCCCGGAAAAUACAGUUUCUAAGUAUAAAGUAUAAAUAUAACACUAUAAUAAUAACCAUAUUCCGUCUGUCUGUUUGUGCGGGAGAAAAAAGUCGUGGCAUGAAAACACGAAAUGUGAUAGUCAAGAACGGGUGAACCCGUGGUUUUAUCCACGGGCUAUCGAAUGUAUAUAUUAUAAUGGAAUCGUUGUUAUUAUAUUGUGUAUAUGUAAAUAUAUAAAAACAUUUUUGCAACACUUUUAAUAACUAUUUAUGUUUUUCUGUAUGAUAUUUAAAUUUGGUAGGAAUGUUGAUUAGUUAUAUUAUUUUUAUGCACUGUAAAUGAAGAUGUAAAAAAUAUUAGGGAGAAACUUGA